AUGUCGGCCUCGCCAGAGCCCAAGGCCCCCAGCGACGACGCCAAGGUCGACGAGAUCGACGACACUGGCCCCGAGGCCGACUCUGCUCCUCCCCCCGACCCCCCAAAGCGCAAGCGCGGCCGCCCUCCAGGCAGCAAGAACAAGAAGACCCUCGCCGCCGCGGCCGCUGCUGCCGACGCAGGCACCUCCGACCCGCCCCGCAGACCGCGCGGCAGGCCGCCCAAGCGAAAGCCGGAAGAGGGCGCGGCGACUGAAGGCGGCGACCCGCCCAAGAAAAAGCGCGGUCGUCCCCGCAAGAAUCCGCUCCCGGAGCCCGCCGCUGCCCCCGCUCCGCCUCCCGCGAGCGAGGAGGCCGAGUCCAGCACCGCCGCUGCCGCCGCAGCUGGCCCCUCCGACGCCCCUCAAGUCAAGCGGAAGCGAGGCCGGCCCCGGAAGGACUCGUCGUAA
Messenger RNA from Epithele typhae, 447 nucleotides. RefSeq lists its product as uncharacterized. Gene Ontology annotation, molecular function: DNA binding. Gene Ontology annotation, cellular component: chromatin; nucleus. Gene Ontology annotation, biological process: regulation of DNA-templated transcription. The record is from RefSeq and is a predicted model, not a curated record. Bases 1 to 447 code for a protein of 148 amino acids. The transcript has 3 exons. Lineage: Eukaryota; Fungi; Basidiomycota; Agaricomycetes; Polyporales; Epitheliaceae.